AUGGCGGAUGUGGAGGAGCAGCUGUCAGAGGAGGAGAAGGUACGUUUAGCAGCACAAUUCAUUAUCCAUGCUCCACCAGGGGAGUUCAAUGAAGUAUUUAAUGAUGUUCGGUUCCUACUCAACAAUGACAACUUACUCAGGGAAGGUGCUGCUCAUGCUUUUGCACAGUACAACUUGGAUCAGUUCACUCCAGUAAAAGUUGAAGGCUAUGAAGAUCAGGUAUUAAUAACUGAGCAUGGAGACCUUGGUAACGGGAAGUUUUUGGAUCCAAAGAACAAGAUUUCAUUCAGAUUUGAUCACUUACGAAAGGAAGCCAGUGAUCCCAGGCCCCAUGAAGGAGAAAAUGCCAUAGAAUCUUGGAGGGCUGUUGUGGACACUGCAGUGAGAACCUAUGUGAAAGAUCAUUAUCCUAAUGGAGUUAGUACUGUAUAUGGCAAAACAAUUGAUGGACAGCAAACAAUAAUUGUGUGUAUUGAGAGUCAUCAGUUUCAAGCUAAAAACUUUUGGAAUGGACGCUGGAGGUCAGAAUGGAAAUUUACCAUAACACAAUCUACUACAAAGGUGGUGGGAAUUUUAAAAAUUCAGGUCCAUUAUUAUGAAGAUGGCAAUGUACAAUUAGUUAGCCAUAAAGAUGUUGAAGAAUCAUUAACCGUGUCUAAUGAAAUUCAAACUUCAAAGGAGUUCAUAAAAAAUUAUAGAGGAUGCUGAAAAUGAAUACCAGACUGCAAUCAGCGAGAACUACCAGACUAUGUCUGACACUACUUUCAAAGCCUUACGUCGGCAGCUGCCAGUGACACGCACGAAGAUUGACUGGAACAAGAUUCUUAGUUACAAAAUUGGAAAAGAAAUGCAAAAUGCCUAA
Messenger RNA from Staurois parvus, 862 nucleotides. NCBI's taxonomy places the organism in Eukaryota, Metazoa, Chordata, Amphibia, Anura, Ranidae. The record is from the annotation of a GenBank genome assembly.